UUUUUUGCUGCUGCUGUCGCACAUGAAGAAUUUGCAACCUUAAUUUAAACUGGAAUCAUAUGUAAACAUCGGAUGGAGUCUCUACUAGAUGAGUUAAGGUUGAGUCGUACAAAAUACGCAGAGUGUUUUUCCUAAAUGGAUAUCUGCUCAGAGGGGAUUAUUGGUGUGCAAAGUAGCGCUGCUUCUCACUGAAAAGGAGUUACCCAUUCAGGUCCCCCCCUCCUGAAUAAACCAUGGGGCCACGGCAGUGCGUGGGACUCACCCUGCUCUUCCUCUGCACAGUGAUGGACAGCAAGGUUAUCUUUGAUGGCCUGCAGAGGUAUGGUCCCACGCCAAUGUAUCUGCCGGUUAGCUACCAGCUCAUCAAUGCUGAGUCAGCAUUCUUCUUACUGGAGGCAAACCAGGACAUUAUGAGGAAUUCUAGCCUGCAAGCACGAACAGAGUCCUUCUUUAUCCAUCAGGCUCGGCAGAUGCCCUUUGUCAAUGCUAGCUACGGGCCGCUCUCUGUCCAACAGCCAAUUCCUUUAGAGAUGCUACAAAUACUGCCAGGUCCAUUUAAUACACCAUCCCUAACUUUGUCAUCAGCACCAACAGCAGAAACUUCUUCACCUCUGUUUACAUUCAAUUGGAAGGUCCACACAUACAUUAUCAGUGAACAGAUUCAUCCCAGCUGGCCAAAGGUUCAGGUGUUGUUCUACAUAGCAGGCAGGGACUGGGAUGAUUACAGCACCAUUCACAAGCUACCCUGUGUCAGGAUGUUUGCCUUUCAUGAGACUCAAGAGGUGCGUGGCACAUGCAGGCUAAAAGGCGAGCUGGGAAUUUGUGUUGCUGAGCUGGAGCCUCUGGCCAGCUGGUUCAGCCCACCUACCGUGAGGCCCGGCAGGCAGCGUGAGUCUGAGCAGGCUCAGGGUACUCCUGUGGAGCUCUACUAUGUAAUUCAAACCAUGGAGAAUGGAGACUGCAGCUCAGAAGACUCUAGAAGAGGAAGCCCAGUUCACACAGAACAGCAGAGGCCUUUGGGCUACUUUGCAGGCCACACGCCUAUGCAGCGCAUUGGGAGCGUCAGACUGUUGCAGCCGUUAUCGGAGCUGAAGUUGGACAAUAACUUUGUGGUAAUGGCUCCAUCAAAACCCAUCAGGCAAAGAGAGACAGUUUCAAGUUUUCUGGCCCUGUCCACGCUUUCAUCAGUGCAAAUUUUCACCCUCAGAGUCAAGAUGAAGGAUGGAGUGGUCUUCCUGGGCGCAAGAGCCAGUAACCCAGUUAUGUGGACGGUCAGUCAGGAUGUCAGAAGUGAGGGUCACAGGGUGGUUACGCUACACUGUCAUAGGAAGGAGAACAGCUUUAAUCGAAGGGUUGAAGCAGUGGGCUACCAGCGUGUUCUGCAGGUGGAUCUGGAGGUGAAUGGAUUGAUAGUGACUCAGGGCAGCAGGGAGGUGACAUGGCAGGUGGAAUAUCCACUCACACGCACCCUGACCAGUGAAGUGCAGACCCUUAUCCGUCUCGCACCCCAGGACCUUGGCGGUAUCGUGCCACUUGCCAUGGACACUGAAAUCCUGAACACGGCUAUCCUCAAUGGGCGAACAGUUGCUGUUCCUGUUAAGGUGGUUACCGUGGGAACAGAUGGAGCCGUUUCAGAUGUUACAGAAUCAGUGGAGUGCAAAUCAACAGAUGAACAGGUUAUCAAGGUAUCCGAGCGCUGUGAUUAUGUGUACGUCAAUGGAAAAGAGACAAGAGGGAAGAAAAGGGUGAUGCUCAACUUCACCUACAGUUUUUUGAGCGCACAGCUGGAGAUGAGUGUAUGGAUCCCCCGCCUACCAUUGUUGAUAGAUGUAGCUGACACUGAACUCAGUCAGAUUAAGGGCUGGAGAAUCCCCGUUAGUGUUGGCAGCAGGAGAUAUGAGAGAGUCACUGAUGACAACAAUGGUGCCUAUGGACAAGAAGAAAAUUCCUGUGUACCCCAGUACCAGAGCACAUCUCUGCAUGUCCUCACACAGUUUGUUAGCGAUGCAGGGGAGUUUAGAGGAGCCAUGGAGGACGGCGGUCCAGGUCAGCAGAACUUCCUGUUGGGUACAGACUGGCAUGUGGAUGUUACACUGCUGGUCAAGGAAUCUCUUAGGGUGCAGGACCCGAAGAUCGCAGAGCUCCUGGAGGGUCAAGUGCUAAUUGGACUGAGUACUGGAACCACUAAUCUACAGGUUGUAUCCCCUCUGACAUCGUCAGUCCUGGCAGAAAGGCGCAUCAGGGUGUUGGAUGAUAAAGUGAGUGUGACAGAGCUUGGGGUGCAGUUGGUUUCUGGACUCUCUUUGUCCCUACAACUGAGCCCUGGAAGCAGCAGAGCCAUUGUUGCUACUGCAACAACACAGGAAGUCAUCGAUUCACUGACACAGGAAUCGCUUAUCAGUGCCUGGCUUCAGUUUAGUGAUGGAUCUAUGACUCCUCUGGACAACUAUAAUUCUGCCCAUUUUACACUGACAGCCACAUCUCUGGAUGAACAGGUGGUGGGUGUGCAGCAGAGUGCAAAAUGGAAGUGGCCGAUCAUUGUUGCCAAAGGUGAAGGCCAGGGUUUGCUUGUACGUGUGGAGAUGAGUGCAUCAGAAUUGUGCCAGAAGUCCAAACGACGUUCUACUUUAGCAACAGGAAUGGUGAAUGUACAGGUAAAGUUUGGUCACUCAGAGGAGAAGUACAGUAAACCAGGAGACAGGAGGACACGUCCGGAUCCUCCGUAUUAUGGUGGCUCUAUUUCUGACAGGGACAAUGGAUUAAUUAACCGUGCUGCCACAACUAUUAGAGGCCAAGUUCCAGUGAGACCUAAUGGUGGUCGCUUAUCAUCAGACAGUGGGAACAGGAACCUAAAUGACUUCUCAGAAUACCCAGAGCUGCCUCGGAGUCGCAGUACCGAUGAUGACUUGUUGCCAUCAAGGCGUGGGCUAACAGACUUGGAGAUCGGUAUGUAUGCCCUACUGGGAGUCUUCUGUCUGGCCAUCCUGGUUUUUCUCAUCAACUGCAUUUCUUAUACAUACAAGUACAGAAGUAAACACCUCUCUCUAGAGGCCCCAGAGACUAUGCCCCAUGCUCAUGACUGGGUUUGGCUAGGCCAAGAGGAGGGGCUUUGUCUGCAGCAACAACAACAUGAAGAACUGACCGGCAUCUUGGAAGAAGGUAGCCAGCUUUUAAACGGAGGUAUCCUGCGCAAUAGUACAGACAGUAGUGGAUGUAGUACCAGUGGAAGAGAUCUGAGGAAUGAGUCGCUUAACUCACCAACCACAAAAAGGAAGAGAGUAAAGUUCUCCACUUUCUCCAAUGUGAAGGCCAGUAAUGGAUGUCCAGUGCUUAGUCCAUUGCCGCUGGUGCAGACCAGUGAUAUAAAAUGGGUUUGUCCAGACAUUGAGCUCGGGGACUCAAAGGAUCUUAGGAACUACAUGGAAAAGCUUAAUGAGAAUGCAAUUAAAAACACUGCAUAAGAGGUUCUGGGAGUUUUCAUUGAACUAAAGAGAAACUCACCUGAAUGCCUUUAUGAGAAGGAGGGAGAGAAUAGGAUGCUAUAAGGAGAUGGAAAAGGAAGCAAUCUGAUGGCUGUAGUUAUGAGAAGACCUCAUCUUGGAAACUGAACAGAUCACUGUCACUUUUGAUUCUGUGACAGUUCUCUCACAUGGUUUGGGCAACCAUUUACAAGAUUUAAAUUUCCACUCAACAGCAUAGUUAAAAGGUUUAAAGUGGGAAUUUCAGUGUUGCUUAAAUGUUUGUUGUCUUCUACUGAGCUCAAUAUUUGUUUGAUUUUACUUUUUACUUUGAAUUAUGUUUUACAGUUCUAUAUGUUGUAAUUUUUAUUUUAUAUCUGUCUUUUACCAUGAAAAUUAUAGAGCAUAUGAGACUAAAAUCUAAAGCAGUUUUGUACUGUAAAUUAAUGCAGAGUUCCAUUUAGAGUUACUAUGCCUACAGUAACAUUUUGUAAAGUGCUGUUUGGUUUGGUUUUAGCUUUGUUUAGUCUCCAAAAGUCAGAUCCAAGCAUGAUGUUAUUUAUGAGGAACCAUGUCUGUCUUAUCUGAAAAAACUAUGUAGAUAACUAAUACCCCGUGCACUUGGAGAUGAUUUAGUUCUGUACUAUUAAAUUCCCUUAUCAUUGUUGAAUUCUGGGUUCUUAUAUUUAUAUAAUUUUAAAUCUUCUGUUCAUCUGUUUUAUAUUUUUGUGUUUUUUUACUGUUGCCCACCCCUCUCGGCAUAUACUAAAGUAGCUUUACCUCUGGAUUUAACUGUAUCAAUAUCACAAAUAUUUUACAUUAGACAUUUUACAGCCAAAAAGUUGUGAUUUCUAAUGCUGAUUUCUACCCAACUCCAUAAAGAGCCCACACCAAUGGACACCCCUGCUGGAGAUGAGUGCAAAGCUUCAAGUUUAAGAUUAGGAUACUUUUUAACUUGCUCUUAUCAAUCUCCUCCUAAAGGCUAGUGGCAAGAUACAUUUUGGGUCCUGUUCAUGCCUUGUUUGGCUACAUUCCACUUCUUUUUUAAAUGCUCUGAUUGUAGACAUGGGCAAGGUGAUAGCAGCAAUGAAUUUCUGCCUACAGUAUUUCUUCACCUAUCAGGACUGAAGCAUAUCUGACUAAAAGUGGGGACACACUACACAUUUAAGUUGUUACUAUUUACCCCUGAUUUUCAGUGGGCUAUUUUCUUUGUCAGUGUGCACUAGUUGCGCGUAAUGGCACAACAGGGUGGCAGAGAAACCUUUUUGUACAUGAAAUGAAGACGACAGUUGGAAGUAUGGGUGGAGCAGGGCAAAACCUCAGUCGCUGUCAAACAAAAUGCUUGGAUAUUUUCUGGAAGCAGCAAGAUAGUUUGAAAGAUAACUGACACAGCUGAUAACAUAUGUUCCAAACAGCCAAUGAAAGAGAAAGGCUAGGAUAUAUCAGCAAACACAAGGUUUUUUUGAACUAGGCACAACUGCAAACUUUCAACUAAUUGCAACAAUAGAUAUUAAAGACAAAAUUGCAGCAUAUUCUUAAACAUUUUUUAUCAAGAUUUGAAUUACUUUUAAUUUAUAUUGUUUUAUAUCUUAAAGUUAGUUAUUGUUAAUUUUGUUGGUUGUACAGUAUGUCUUGGUUUGAGUGUUUUUUUUUGUUCAGCCAUUGCAGGAACUACUUGAGUAGUAACUACUUCUGGCACUGGUGAUUCUGUUUAAACACAAUAUUUUUUUAUUAUGCCCCCAACCCCCCAAAACCAAUGAAUAGAUGUACUUUUAAAGAUUUUUCUAAAUAUCCUUAUGGAUUUUCCUUUUAAACAUUCAUACUGCAAGAAAAGGAAACAUUUUCGACGGGUGUGCAAGACGUUUUAUGUUCUCAUAUGUUUAGUCUACAUUAAACUCUAGAGAUUUCUGAUCCCUUAAAACAACCAAUGUAGUAAAAGAUGUUUAAAACUUUGGAAUUCAUUCAAAGAAUUUGUCAUCCCCUUUUUGUUAGACAGUGGUCCUUAUCAUGUUCAUAUUUUUCUACUGUAUCUCUGUUUGAA
This is a messenger RNA of Cyprinodon variegatus (sheepshead minnow), 5499 nucleotides long. RefSeq names its product transmembrane protein 132C-like. Lineage: Eukaryota; Metazoa; Chordata; Actinopteri; Cyprinodontiformes; Cyprinodontidae. The record is from RefSeq and is a predicted model, not a curated record. The coding region runs from base 234 to 3461 and encodes 1075 amino acids. The transcript has 10 exons.